AUGCUUGACUGGACUCAGAACCAAACUGAGCCUUCUGAGAUCAAUAACCCGGGCUUCAGCUACUCCCCUGCGUUCUCUUCUUCCCCGUCACUUGUCUCAGCACUAGAAGAUGUACCCCCGCAAAAGCCCAAGCAUCCAGUCAUAGAAGAGAUCCUUUCCAAAAACGAUUUAUAUGAAAUAUUGGGUGUGUCGCGCAAAUCCGCGCUCGACAGGCUCGUGUUGAGACGAGCGUAUUUAUCCCGCAGCAGGGCCUGUCACCCAGAUAAAUUUCCCGGGAACGCCGAUGCAACUGAAGCAUUUCAGAAGGUCAAUGUCGCGUAUAACAUACUUAGCACGCCAGCGUCGAAGCGAUGUUACGAUGCAAAUAAAUCACGGAGUUCAUACGACUUUUCGACGAGGCCGUAUGCCCAGGCGGAAGAGACGUUUCGCAGUGUAGUUCUAGGCGUCUUCAAUGACUUCCUCGAAGGCGAUUUGGAAACAGUGCGAACAUUGCUCAGAGCCAUGAACGAUCUGAAUCCCUCACUGAGCCUCGGAGACGAGGGCAUUGACAUGAUCCUGCAUUCCUUACAGUCAAUUCGCGAACGUGCGCUGACAUGCCGGGCAUGUGUUCUAGCCCUGCACACGGAAGUGUCCCGCCUGAUCGAAGUGCAGCACGCCUUCCGGCAGCUGUCCUACCUUGACCUGCGUCGACGGUUCCGCCUUACGCUUGAGCUGACACGAAUCGCAAUAUCGUUGCCCAUCGCCCUCGAACAGGCCAUCACAAAAGCAAAGGAGGACCGACGUGACGAGGAGGCGAGCGUGAUACUGAACCGCCGCCUGCGUUCCAUUCUACGCGGGUCCGCUAGGGUCCUGGCCCGUGUCGAGCGAUUCCUAGAGUAA
Molecule: messenger RNA, 879 nt
Organism: Phanerochaete carnosa HHB-10118-sp
Lineage: Eukaryota; Fungi; Basidiomycota; Agaricomycetes; Polyporales; Phanerochaetaceae
Exons: 4
Coding region: 1-879 (292 amino acids)
Source: RefSeq, a predicted model, not a curated record